Molecule: messenger RNA, 2106 nt
Organism: Haliotis rufescens (red abalone)
Lineage: Eukaryota; Metazoa; Mollusca; Gastropoda; Lepetellida; Haliotidae
Product: integrator complex subunit 14-like
Exons: 10
Coding region: 145-1686 (513 amino acids)
Biological process (GO): snRNA 3'-end processing
Cellular component (GO): integrator complex
Source: RefSeq, a predicted model, not a curated record
CUCUAUUUUAGUAUUCACAAUGGCGGGAGAAGUUAUUUCAUCAUUUUAGUCACAUGCGGUAAACAAAAGUGAUUGUUUACACUAAUGUUUGAGUUAAGGUUUUUCAUUUCAAAUCCUUCGACGUUGUGACAUUAGUAGGUCAAGAUGCCGACUGUGUUGGCGCUGGACGUGUCGCUGUCCAUGAGCCGGCCGGUCUUCACCCCCGACAGUCAGGGCGAGUUUCAGCGGCGCCAUCUAGCAGUGCACGGCAUCAACCAUCUCCUGGACUACAUGGCUGUCAGCUGCAAGUUGGAGUUCACAUCUCUGGUGGUGUUUUCGUAUCUAUGGGAACAACUGGUGACUUUCACAAGGGACUUUGACUCCAUCAAAUCAGCACUUAACAAAAUAGAAAUAUUCAACAAGACGUGUAUUGAGACAGUGUUGAAUGGUAUCAAGUCUCUGAUAGUGGAGGAAUGGAGUACUGUCACACCAUGUCAGAUCAUAUUAAUAACAGAUGGCAACUGUGGUAUCGGCCAAGGCUCACUGAAGGAAUCCUUGCAGUCCAAGACAGCUGACGACAAGUUCCCUCUGCCGUUUCCAUUUCCGUGUAAACUUCACGUUGUUUGUGUAGCUAACCCAAAUGACCCCGACUUGCAGAGUUCUCUGCCCUUGUAUCAGAAACUGAUCGACAUGAACAACGAAGGUGGAGAAAUCUUCAUUCCAGAAUCCAACAUGACAAUGAAAUCAGUGGAGCAGAUGUUUCAGAAAUUAGGGGAGACAUUCUAUGCUCCCUACUUUGGAACAAUUCAGUGUGGCAAUCUCAAGUGCAGCGUUCAGUUGCUGCCCUCUCCGGAACCUCUCUCCAGGAAGAAUGCAGCAGGAGAAGAUGAGCAGAUCGUGCUGAACAACAACCUGGAGGUGUGCGGGUUUCUGGACAUCGCCGAUGUUGCCAGUCCCCCCACCAUCUCACGCCAUCUUGUCCUCCCUACCAUCUCUAAAGACCGGGGCAAGCCAGCUGAUGAAAAUGGCAGCAAGGAAGGGAAGAACGGCAAACCAGCGGCAGAGGAAGAGGAGGAGUUGGAUGAUGGGAAGACGCCGUCGUUUACGGUGCUGCUGCACGGCAGCCUCAAGGUUGAGGGCAUGGUGGCGCUCACUAAAGUGGGGCCUGACUGGUAUGGGAUCAUGUAUUCAUGGGCUGACAGUAAGAAGAAAUCAAACCUCAUGUUGGCUUUUUUUUAUCCAGGUAUGGACACUAUGAGCUGGCUGGGGAAGCUGGACAAUCUUGCCCAUGUGUCCGAGUUCUCGGAGUCACCGUAUGGGGAAGAUGACAGUAAGACUCCCUUCCCUGUUCGACCCGGAGACAAGAGAAGCUAUGCCCAGAGCUGUGUUGUGUGGAUCAAGCCAUCAGGGCUACAGGCUGAUCUACAGAAAGUUCUGCGACAUGCUCGGAAACUACCAGAAAAACAGCAGCAGUUUUAUAAGGAGCUGAACCGGAUACGUCGGGCAGCCUUGGCAUUCGGAUUCCUGGAGCUCAUGGAGGCGAUGGCCAGCAUGUUGGAGCGGGAGUGCACCAUGUUGCCGGGGACAGCGCACCCCAGCGCCGCCAUGCAGCUGUCUCACGCAGCCAACGCACUCCAGAACCCUUCAGCCAAAGAUGUCUCCACCACCAUCAUGCCGCUACAGACCAACUUCAGCACUGACGAUUAACUCUACAAUGGCCAUGAAGACAUGGUAGUGCUAGCUGGUGGAGAGGAACACUAUUUCCAACACAGGCUUGUGUUUUCGGUGCUGCUCACACACAAGAUGCUAUUAAUAGUUUCAUCUAUCAAACAAGAAGCCUGCAAAAUAAGUAGGUUAAAAAAGCAAGUGUGUGUGUGGAGUGCUGCUCACGCUAUCAACCACUGGUUUGUCUGGUCCAGGCCUGAUCUCCACAGGCAGCUUCAUGUGACCAUAACAUCACUGACUUGCCAUUUACUCGAGGGUAUAUGUUCCCUGUUCAACUAAGAGAUGUCAUAUCACGAAGAUGUUUUGAUGCCUGUGAUGUUUGUUUAUAUUUACAAGAUUACAGUACAAGAUACAUAAGAUCCUUAUAUUGCAUCAAACAUGGUAAAUAAAUAAUUUUACAUA